Messenger RNA from Fragaria vesca subsp. vesca, 998 nucleotides. RefSeq lists its product as uncharacterized. The record is from RefSeq and is a predicted model, not a curated record. NCBI's taxonomy places the organism in Eukaryota, Viridiplantae, Streptophyta, Magnoliopsida, Rosales, Rosaceae. The transcript is spliced from 6 exons. Bases 264 to 998 code for a protein of 244 amino acids.
AUGACCGUAUAGUCAUACCACCUUCUCCGAAAAUAGAUGAUAACAGUACCAUAAACGUUAAUGACCCAGAAAAUCACAAAUGUAAUCAAAGGUGUCUCAUUCACUCGGUUACCAGUUUAUUCAGACGAUUUUUCGGAGGACUUUUGGGAAUCAGUCGCAUACAACCUGACUGUCGUCAAGAAAAUAUAUAUAGCCUCGUGUAUGUAUAUUAUCGCAUAAAAAGAAUUGAGAUUUUUCAGAGGAGAGACAAGUUUGACAAUAAUAUGCUACAUAUAGUCGGAAAUUUUUCGUCAUUUGCCCAAACUAGAGUUGACAGUAUACGGGGUGCAGCUUUACAAUUGCAGCGAGAACGACAAUGGUUUAAGGAGGUGCAAUCUCAGGCAGAGCUUGAGUCACUUGAAGUUAUAAAUCAUAUGGAUCAAGCGCCACCGCGUGUGGUAUUUACCAAAUAUCAUAGAGAAUUAAUGAAGGAGGGAGAAAAGUCAAUGAAAGAAACUGCAACUUCAUGUACAGUUGUAGGUGCGCUUAUUGUCACUAUGAUGUUUGCGGCAGCAUUUACAGUUCCUGGCGGAAACAAUGAAGAUACAAGUGCACCUAUGUUCUUAAAGGCAAAGGAGUUCAUGGUAUUCAUUAUCUCAGAUGCUAUAUCAUUGUUUUCUUCUACAACUUCGGUGAUGAUAUUUUUAGGAAUUCUCACAUCACGUUACAAAGAAGAUGACUUCCUACAAUCUCUACCGACCAAGAUGAUAUUGGGCCUUUUCACUCUUUUUCUCUCCAUUGCCACCAUGAUGGUUACUUUUUCUGCUGCCCUUUACAUUAUGCUUCAUGGGAAACUAUGCAUCAUUAUCCCAGUUAUAUUACUUUCUAGCGUUCCAAUCGCCUCAUUUGUCUGGAUGCAAUUUCCCUUCUUUGUGGAGAUCUUCGCUUCAACUUACGGGGCGAAUAUAUUUGACAAGAAAAAUCUAGAAAAAUAUUGGAGUACAAUCUUAGAUUGCUAA